This is a messenger RNA of Eufriesea mexicana, 518 nucleotides long. Its product is annotated as Sjoegren syndrome nuclear autoantigen 1 homolog. The record is from RefSeq and is a predicted model, not a curated record. NCBI's taxonomy places the organism in Eukaryota, Metazoa, Arthropoda, Insecta, Hymenoptera, Apidae. Gene Ontology annotation, cellular component: ciliary basal body; centrosome. The coding region runs from base 162 to 518 and encodes 118 amino acids. The transcript is spliced from 3 exons.
AAUAAUGUCACAAAUUCAGUACCAAACUAAAAUCUUCGUUAGAUUUGUCUAUGUUAGUUAUUUGGAAUAAAUUGUUAGUGAAUUUUUGAGUAGAAAAAUAAUCGUUUAUUGAUUGUUAUAGAAAUAUUGUAAUCCUAUUAUUUGUGUAUGGAGCGAUUGAAAUGUCUCAACACGGUGCUGCUUUGCAAACUUAUAAUCAAGAACUUGUAAAAUGUUUAGAAGAAAUGAAAUUGAGACGUACAGACCUACAAAUAGAAAUUGAAUCACAAGAAGAAGAGAAAAAUCAUUUGCAGAGAGAAAUAGAAAAGUUAUCUCAUAAAUUAACAUGUUUAAAUGAUAGUUUAACUAAAAGAAUAGCUGUCAGAAAUGAAUAUGAUAGAACUAUUGCAGAUACAGAAAUAGCAUAUGUGAAGAUUUUGGAAAGCUCACAACUUUUACUAAAUAUGAUUAAAAUAGAAGCUACGAAUUUAAACCAAACAUUAGUUAAAGCUAAUAUGGAACAACAACAGUGUCAAUAA